UGCGGCGUCACCUGCAACAACACGUCGAGCAGCCCCUGCAGCUUCUCCAGCGCGGCGAGGUCCUCCGCGACGUUGAAAGGGGAGAGGCGGCGGCUCUGCUCGCCCCGCCGUCUCCCAGUGGAUCCGAACGACGCGCUGCGCGUGGGGUUUGUUCGGGAAGCGGUUGCGGAUUUCUGGUCCAGGAAGGCGAAAUAGGAGCGGACGAAGGCGUUCUGGGCCCACGUCUUCUCGGGGCAGGAAUGGCGGUCGGAGAAACCGGAGAGGUCGAACGGCAGCCGCCCGAUCCCGUCGGGGGCGGCGUCAGAGCUGAGAACGCGGUGCAGGAGCAUGAGGGCCUUGAGGGCGACGACCCAGCUCCGGGUCUUCUCCAAACGGGCCGCAAUGGCCCACAGGACGGGGCGGAAAUUGGCGCCGGGAGAGAGGCGGAUCCAGUGGCACACCUUAUCGACGCAGCGUUGGUCGACGGGGAAUUCGUCGUGGGUGGUGGCUCUGAUGACGGCGGCCUCGAUUUCAGGGCGGCGGAGGGCGGUUCUGGUGGCAAAGCUGGCCAACAAUAGGCUGUUCUGGUCUUUAAGGGCG
This is a messenger RNA of Cuscuta campestris, 579 nucleotides long. NCBI's taxonomy places the organism in Eukaryota, Viridiplantae, Streptophyta, Magnoliopsida, Solanales, Convolvulaceae. The record is from the annotation of a GenBank genome assembly.